Messenger RNA from Emericellopsis cladophorae, 1095 nucleotides. RefSeq lists its product as uncharacterized. The record is from RefSeq and is a predicted model, not a curated record. The transcript has a single exon. Gene Ontology annotation, cellular component: extracellular region. NCBI's taxonomy places the organism in Eukaryota, Fungi, Ascomycota, Sordariomycetes, Hypocreales, Bionectriaceae. Bases 1 to 1095 code for a protein of 364 amino acids. Gene Ontology annotation, biological process: carbohydrate metabolic process; chitin catabolic process. Gene Ontology annotation, molecular function: chitin binding; chitinase activity.
AUGCAUCCAUCGUCUCUACUGCUCGCCGCUGCCUCAGGGGCUUCGGCUGCCCCCGUGUUCGCCGUCUACUUUGAACAGUGGCAUACAGCAUCCCUCUCCGACCGCGCCACGACGGCCGGCGUCACGCAUAUCAUCACGGCAUUUGCGCAGUCCACCAUCUUCAACUCGGGCACGUGGUACACCCCCUUCAUGCCCCUCGACCAGGUACGGGCGCUCUUCGACGACGGCACCAAGGUGUGCAUGGCCAUUGGCGGAUGGAGCGAUACGUCUGGCUUCAGCGCCGGUGCUGCGACCGAGCAGACGAGGAAGACGUAUGCGCAGAACGUCGCUACGAUAAUGGAUAACCUCGGAUACGACUGCGUGGAUGUCGAUUGGGAGUACCCAGGUGGUAACGGCCAGGAUUACAGGAUAGUCCCCAAUGACCAGAAGGUGCAGGAGGUUGAGACGUUCCCGCUGCUGCUGCAGGAGAUCAAGGCUGCAAUUGGAGACCGGGAGCUCUCUAUUGCCGUGCCAGGCAAGGAGGGCGACAUGAUUGCCUUCACGGCUGACAAGGUCCCCCUGAUCAGCGAGGCUGUCGACCACGUCAACGUCAUGUCGUACGACUUGAUGAAUCGUCGCAACAAUGAGACCAUGCAUCACUCCGGUAUCCCGGGGCCAGCGCGUGCGGUCGACCUGUACAUUGAGAGGGGCAUGGAAGCGAGCAAGCUCGUGCUGGGGUUCACCAUUUACAGCAAGUGGUUCACCACGUCCGGCCCCUGCGACGGCCCAGAAGGCUGCGCGACAGCUGAGCUCGAGCGUCCCGACGGGACGGACACGGGCCUGUCUGGCGCCGUGACGUUUGAGAAGGCGAGCUACAGCGACGGCGAGUUCGCGCAGGCCAUGCAGAAUGGCAAGGUGGAUGAGCAGGGGGGCGGCCAGUGGUACUGGGCCAAUAGCAAGUUGUGGACGUGGGACAAGCCGGCGCUCAUUACGCGCAAGUUUGACGAGAUUGUCAAGCCAAAGGGGCUCGGUGGCGUCAUGGCUUGGAGUCUCGCGCAGGAUAGCCAUGACUGGAGUCACCUGAAGGCGGUGCGGGAAGGCGUGGGCGGUCUUUGA